AUGCCCAAGCAAGAAGAUGUCGCCGUCAUCGCUGAGCAGUCGGAGGUCAACCGACUUAUGGCCUUGGACACCAGGCCAUGGUAUCAAAAAACCAACCUCUGUUUCCUCUACAUCUGUCUUGUGCCAGCAGCUCUAGGCGUUGAGAUGACCACCGGAUAUGAUGGUUCUGUCCUCAACGGACUGCAGGCCGUUGAAUCCUGGCAGAACCACUUCGGGCAUCCAAAAGGAGCGCUACUGGGAGUUACUGGCGCGUCUUAUAACCUUGGUGGCCUGCCUGUCUUGCCCAUCGUCCCGUGGGUCAUUGACCGAAUUGGCCGCAAAUAUAGUAUUGCCCUUGGUUCCGUUAUCCUGAUCAUCGGCACGAUCCUCCAGACUUGCUCCAUUAAUACUUGGAAUCUAGUUGGAAUGUUCCUCGCCUCACGACCCCUCCUCGAUACCGGCAUCCCCUUUGCCGUUUCUGGAGCUUCGCAGCUGCUCGCCGAGCUUACGUAUCCUCGUGAGCCCCUGUUAUGUCUAGGCUCUCUAAUGCAUGCUGGUUCUCCGGCGUAA
This is a messenger RNA of Exophiala aquamarina CBS 119918, 549 nucleotides long. RefSeq lists its product as uncharacterized. The transcript is spliced from 3 exons. Gene Ontology annotation, biological process: carbohydrate transport; transmembrane transport. Gene Ontology annotation, cellular component: membrane. Bases 1 to 549 code for a protein of 182 amino acids. The record is from RefSeq and is a predicted model, not a curated record. Gene Ontology annotation, molecular function: carbohydrate:proton symporter activity. Lineage: Eukaryota; Fungi; Ascomycota; Eurotiomycetes; Chaetothyriales; Herpotrichiellaceae.